CUCGAGUGAGCUUCUUGAUGUGCUCCUGGCUAUGGCUGAGGAGGCACCAGAUGGGGAGGAUGAGGAGCUGUUGCAGCGGAAGAUCCACCUUUUCCAGUGUUGGAGCGUCCAAGAGUCAAUCAGCCGCUUUUGGUCCUUCUUGCGUUUGCAGGAUGGAGUGCUCACCAUGGAUGGGUACAUUGAACUCAACCUGGCCAUGCAGAAAGCACUCGCAGAGGACUUUUCGCUUGAACGGGCAGUAGACAGCGCUGUUGGCGACUGGAGCGAAGACGUGCAGCCGGGGCAGCAGGCAAUGACCGAAGAGGACUUCGCCAUGUUCCUCUUUGAGCUUUGCACCCUGUGGUGUGGUCCAAACGUCUCAGUGCACGUGUAUUUGCUCUUCCUUUGUGCGGUUUUCAUAGCAGUGACGGAUCAUUCUGGAGCGUUCACACUUGGACUCAGAAGACUCGAGGAUGUGGAACGACUUCCAGAAACUUUUUUUGAGCUCCUGAAUCUGCAAGGUUGGUCUGAAAAUCAAUCAGAGGCAACAACACUGGCGUCAUGGUUGCAUGAUAAUGUGGCAACAGAAGCGCAACAGGCUGCAGUGCAGCAUGUGCAGCGGCAGGUGUUUCAGCUGACGCAUGACGCGAGAUCCGUGUUCCUCUUCCAGUUUGAGGAUGCCCCACCUGGUGCACAGAUGUUGGACUUGGUGAAAGCCUCAACCAAGCAACUCUCGAAGAUAAGCAAAACUACCUUGCCCACUGUGGUAGAUGCGCCUCCAAAGCUGGGACUGCAGAAACCACAGGUGUCGCCACCGCAGGCAAUUGGCACUCUAGCGUUGCCAAAGCACACUCGCUCGAAGAGCCAACCCACAUGGCCGGAGCCACGACCGCAGGCUUUGCCCAUCGGUCGCCUGUUCGAUACCGAAGUGGUGCAGUACCAGGGUCGGGGCUUGGGACUUGCUGGACAACAAGCGAUUCUGGCUGCUCGUCCCAAUGUCCGUAGCAUUGUGACUGCCAGCAGCGUGGCAACCGCGAAAGGCCUCGGUGCCAUGCUGCGUGGCAACUCGUCAAUGAGCAACCCGUUGACAGAUCUUGGACCGCGCCACGAAUGGGAGAGCGGCGAGUCUCAAGGUUACAGCAUGCCAAGCAUGCCAACAACAGCUCCAAGUAAACCUCCAACAGCACCAAUCCACGAGUCCUUAGAGGUGCCCCACAUGACGACAAGAGAGGAUUUUGAAGUGGAACCUGAAGAAGUUCAGGUCUCGGCUUUCCUCGAGGGUGCAGUGCUGCCGUCAUACCAAUUGCCUAAGAAACCUCCAGGGGUCUAUCGCAAUCAGACCGAGCCACUGAUGAAGAUGCGGCCUUCUUGCAUGGUCUUUGAGGCGCAGAAAUGGCAGGCCAACACUGAGCUUCUUGCACCACCUUUUGAUCGGGUGCUACGAAAACUUCCCCCAGAUGUGCGUCCUGGUCCAGGGAAAAUGCCUCCGGGACCUUUGGCACAUCCAUCCGAGCCAGUCUGGUUCAGAAUGCAGCAUCGCUUGGAGGUAAUCCUCCGGAAGCAGGGACGCCGUGCAGAACGCCGCAGGAAGCGCCGUUUGCGGCAGCGCAUGUUUCAUGGCAAACCACCAAAGCAGAGUCAAGGCCUUGGUCGUCAACUGCGGGAGUAUUUGGACAGAUCUUUUGCCCAGGAGGACACACCAGGCGAUGCCAACGGCGAAUUCCUGGGCAAGGUUCAGGAGAGAUACAUGCAAGAGAGGAUCAAAGAAGAAUAUGCGAAGGCACGUGCCAAGGAGAGUGUCCUUCGGAAGGUGGUGCGACCUAUCUAUGUACCUCCGCCUGGUGCAAGCAUGGUCAUGUCUUCGGAAGGAGACUAUUCUUGCUGACCCUUGAGUCCUUGCUCGAAGAAAUUGUUUUGGACCUGG
Molecule: messenger RNA, 1903 nt
Organism: Cladocopium goreaui
Lineage: Eukaryota; Dinophyceae; Suessiales; Symbiodiniaceae
Source: the annotation of a GenBank genome assembly